Messenger RNA from Porites lobata, 18744 nucleotides. NCBI's taxonomy places the organism in Eukaryota, Metazoa, Cnidaria, Anthozoa, Scleractinia, Poritidae. The record is from the annotation of a GenBank genome assembly.
AUGCCAACGGCUGGGGAAGCUAGGCUAAAAUCAAACUCAGUGCAGAAAACCUCACAAGAUAGGUAGGUGACGCACGAUCCAAAACUGUUUGGUCUUCUAAAUAAGCUUAUUUUAUAUUUCGACGACGAUUCGUGGUCAAGCACUGCGUACAUAUUUUUGCGAGUUGUAGUCAGCUGAUGUAGUGUUAAAUCGGAAGAUGAAUUUGUUAUAGCCUUGUAAUCAACAGAGAAAAGGAGUCCAUGAGUUUAAUUUGUUCUCAGACGAUCGACUAUCUCGAGGGAGUCUAGAGAGUCUGACAUCUACUGACUGAAAUAAAUCUAAAGAGAAGGAGCAAGCGAUCGAGGGCGAUUUUAAGAGGCUAGAAUAUACAAAAGCCUGGCUGUAGUUGUAAUUAAUGUACUCAGUUUGUUGCUUCUUGUUGUUUUUACUACUAACAGUGUAUAAUAAUAAGUGGUAAAAAAUGUGUUUUGUCGGGUACAUUGUAACUUUAAUUUCCACAAGUCUUCAAUCAGUUAUUUAAUUAGUCUUUUGAAAGUCUCUUUAUAUACUGUAUAUUUUACCUUUUUUUCACUAGAGUUUCUUUGAAGGGAAAAAUAUCCACCAACAAGUCUGCACUAGGUAUGUAUGAAAAGCAGUUUAAGUACAGUAAUCAGAUCUUACAAUAAUAGUUUAUUGCCGACUAGGUCUAUAUAUCCAUUAUGGUAACAUAAUUACUUAACAAAGGCAGCUGCCUUUCUUAAUGGUAAAGAGUUCCUUGUUUGUUCCUCGGAAAAAAUUAUAUAUGGCUACAUCAUUCUUUACAUCAAAUUUUUUUUCUCUCUCUCUCUUCUAAGUUUGUUUUAUUUUAUGAAGGGGUGGAGGGGAGAGAAGUUUCUUCUUGCUACAGCCCGAUUUUUUUGUUUCUGCUACUUGCUUCUGGAUUUUAAUACAUCUGCGAGUUCUUUUCUUUUGCUGUCGGUAAUGAUAGCUCAUUGAUUUGUGUUGAUGGCUUUUUUCUAUUUGUACAUGGGCUUGAGCUUCUUGGUACAUGUAUUUUAAGAAUUUUUGCCCUGGAUUUCUUUUAAAAGAGCUGGCAUUUUGGAUAGGCUCAACUUUACAGAGCAUUAAUAAUUUGAUGUGCUUAAAGAGAUGCUUUCAAAAUAACAUUUUAUGUCAGGUAUGUAGCUGCAUGUGCACCAACGUAGGUUAACUUGUGUGAUUGUUUAUUAGAAGAUUUUUGUUUCUUUUGUUGGCAGUUAAAACCAAGUUGACACAACACCAUAACAAUGGAAAAAGGUAUUGAGUAUAAGUUCAUUUUUUAUAUUUAUUACAUGAUACCACUAAAUUUUAAAAAAAUUCCAUGUUACAGUACAACUGAUUUUUUCAGCUAUUGGACACUGACUCUAUGUUGAUUUCAGUGGCUUGUGGACCCGAGUGUUUGUUUGAAUCUGUAGUUUAUUGGGCACUAAAACAACUUUAAAUUAAGGUUUGUUUUGACUCUUUCUUUGGCUGGCAAUGGGGGCCAGAGUUUUCCCCUGGCUUUUUUGUGUUUGGUGAAGGCAGUGUGGCGGAGCAGUGAGAGUGCUGGACUUGUAAAUCAGAGGCCCCGAGUUCAUUUCCCACGUUGACCACUAGCUGGAUUAAUUUUGUUCUCGGCAGUCGGAAGUUCAUAUCCAAGUGAUACCCUGUUAUUGUGAAAGGUUUGAACCCAGGAGUCAAUAUUUCAAAAGUAGGUUGAGUUUGAUCGUCCGGGUGAACGUAGUCCUGAAUAGGACUGUUUUGGUAAAAUUGUUUAUCUUGCCCUUAUACUAAAGUUUUUUUAAAAAGUUUUUUGUAAAGUAGCGUCCAAAAACUUGAAUUUUGAAUUUCUCAUUAACUUGUUGUAUACAUUGAAACAUUUACCAGUGGAGGCUGAUGUUGUUUGUCACAAAUCUAACAUGAAACAGCUGUACUUCUCAAAACUAGUAAAAUUCAUUUGUUCUAUUUAGGCUAUGUUUUGUUAUGUUACAUUCUGAUUUAUAAUCACAGAAGUAACUUUCAAUUUUCACAACAUUUCUACAGUUACAUGUAAUUAAAAUUUUUACUGUACAGUUCUGUACCGUAAAAACUGUUUUUUCACUUACUUCUGGCCAAUUGCUUGACAAGCUCUCAAUAACACGAACUUCCGAUAACUUGAACUUUUUGCUAUUUCCCUUGAAGUAUGAGUUAUCGGGAGUAGACGGUACAUGUGCAUUUGUACAUGUUGAAUUCACAUAAAUGCAUCUCAUCAAUUUAAGUGAGAUAGUUCAGUUUGUGAAAGCUUCCAGUGUUGCAUAAUUGUGAUAUAUUAUAGAGUGGUCAGUCACUUUUUGGGUGCCAAGGUGUCCACUGAGUGGAGGUUAUAAACCUGGGUUUCGGCACCCAGAAAAAGUGUCCCUUUUCCUGGAAAUAAUUGAAGGUGUUAAUCCUUGGCCUGCAUUUUUGUAACACAUACCUUCUGAAUUCAGUUCUAUUCCAGUUCCAGUGAAGAAAGGUGCUGCCAAGGGAAAGGAAAAUUCCAAUCCAGUGAGUGUGACAUUUUUGUACAGUGUACCUUUAUAACAAACAUAACUUUACUACAUUAUUUUAAGUGUUUCUUAACCAUUUACAGUAAUCCUGUUCCACAGCCCUGUUUCAUAAACCAGGGGUGCAUAAUGACAGUUUCCUCCCAAAUACAUUGAAAACACAUUUUAGCCAAGGCUAUCCAGAGUACUUUUAGAUAUCUAGAAAUGCUUUCUAUGGGGCACUAAUCCUAGGUCAACUUAAGUCUUUUCUAAAUUACCUGCCUGGGCUUAAGUAUUAUUUUUGCCGAAAAUUUUUAGAUGCAAUUUGACGUGUCACGAAAGUUUGGCAUUUUCUGAUUCCUCUCUCCAUCACCUUUUUUAAUUCGAAAAUUUUAGAUUUCCUUUGUUGUAUGAAAAAUAGCCUUAUAUAACUUGGGAAGUGAAAUGUAAAAAUUUACCCUGCAAGCAGAGGUUUCUCUCUUGCAUGGCUUUUAGCUUUUGCGACGUCAUUCGCAUGGCUUGUCUGAGCAUAAACAAACCUAUGCAACAGGCAAGCCACGCAAACAACUUCGUAAAGCCAUCCAAGAGAGAAACCUCUGCUCGCAGGGUGGUGAAAAUGAGAAUUAGAUAAGCUCGAAAAAUUGUACAUAAAUGGAACGGUCACACAAAAAUUUUAAGCUGUCCUCAACUAAUAGAAAAUUCUAGGCAAUAUUUGCUUUUCAGAACAGAUAAUUUACUGAAAAUAGUCACCUGCUGCCCCUAAUAAACAUCUUGAAAACCCAGAAGUCUAAUUUCUGGUGUUGGUUCUUUAGGGUUCAGAGUAAUUUUUUGACUGAAUUACCAAAGAAAUUUCAGCUUGGUCAGGUCUCUUUUUUGAUUGGUCAUGUCAAAAUAAUAAACAUAUAUAAUACAAUAAUGAUUUAAACCAGGAGCUUAAACCUUAAUAGCUUAGCAACCAAAAAAUUUAUAAUAUUCCUCUUUCACAAAAGGCAAACUUGAAAAUUAGGGCUUAAAAUAAGUUCAUUCAAACCCAGUCAAAAUGACCGGCAAACUAAAAGUUUAUCUGGACAAAUUGUCAUCUUGGCCAGACAUUUUCCAUUGACUGGCAGUUUUUUGGAGCCCUGUCUCCAGUUGUUCCAAAGGUUGAUAACGUAUCCACUGGACAGUGAUUUAUCUGGUGGAUAGCACUAUCCAUCUUUUGAACAACCGGGACCUGGUCCUCUAAAGUCCUUGACUUUCUACCAAUUGAAAGAAUGUUAACUUAAAACCUAGGUUUGAAGCCUGAUUUUAACCUGAACUUCAUUUCAACCUACAUGUUCAACACCCUGUAGCCAGCAAAACAGCAGAACCUUUCUUUCUCUUGCUCAAUUUUGACAUACCCGAAAAAGACUCAAAUCUAGUAAGAUUUUUGUUGAGCAUGCGCUGCAGGUUGCUAGGACAAUUUAUUGUAGUUUCGAAUCCAGGCCUAGUAAUAGCUAUGCACUUGGUAUAGUGGGCCUUGUUAUGAACAUUGGUUUAUCAAUAAACAGGUGCCCGUACUUGAAAAAGCCAGAAGUUUUGGCUGCAGUGACUUCAAAGGGUUAACACGGUUCAGGCAGAGCCUCCUUGUGCAAGAAGACGAAAGGAGGCUGAGUGCUUGUAGGCCUCAUGUUCAACUGUUAUGCGAGCAGAUACAGGCUUUCCUAUUGAAGGGUGGAAGUGAAAGCAAAAGUUGCUACGAGUACUGAAAGCUAAUUACCGGUAUGACUGUGUUUGUUUGAUUCUGCAGAAUGAAGGCUGCACUGUUGGCAAAAGGUCAAGCAAGGUUAAAAAAGCUCCAAACUUUUCAAAGAUUCACAAAAAAUGGGAAAGUCAGUUGUCCAAGGUGAAUAUAAAUAUUAUACAUGUAACUUAUAUGUUUACCUCAUGUAUUUAUUUUAAUAAACGCUUAUAAACAACCUUUAGGGGCUGAAAGCACCAAAACAAUGAGGAAUUAUUAUAAGGAAAAAAAAUGCAGUUGUAUUUAGUAGUGUAACAGUUAACAACCACUCUUAAAAACUAGCCUGUACACAGACGUUGUUUUAUUUUUCUUUUCGUUCUUUUCGAAAACAUCGGCGAGCUCACAUCUAUUUUCUUCUUCCCCCCACCACUGCCCCUUGAGCUGGCAGUCAAAGAAUCCCCUGCAGUUUAUAUUUUAUCACCUGCGCUCGACGGACUCUGAAGAGAAAAUAAGGGGUUUGUGAACAGGCUACUUAAAAGCAGUUAAUUAUCUUUUGCAGGUCUUUAAAUAGUGGGGAUGGUGCAAAGUGAAGUGAGCAGGGAAAAAGUAGUGAUAGGGCCUGGCAGAAAAUGUACCGCGCCUGCGUAGUCGGUGGGAUUGUUAUUUAGCAUGAGCAAAGUUUUGGCAGUGGAGCUGUAAAGCCGUUUGAAGAAUGGGGCUCGUUUUGCUCACUUUUUGCAGCAAAAACUAAAACUCUCACACUUGCAAAAAAUUUUCGACAGCUAUAUAAGGUUACGAGAAAACGCUGCCUACUAGUCUUCACUAUCUGAACCCCCUGGAACAGGCUAAAAAACCAGUUGAAUUUGGACUGUUGUUACAUAAAUAAUUUGUCUUUGUCAUGUGUUAUUAUUAAUUAUUAUUAUUAUUAUUGUUAUUAUUUAGAAAGUAAUAAUGGCGUGAGCUUGUAAAUUAGUAUUUUAGGAUCUUUUUAAUAUUUUUAUUUCAUCAAAAAUUUAGUCUAUUAUAGUGGAAUGUAAAUUAGUCAUAUAAUGACUGCCGCUUAAAAGCUAGCCAAAUGUGUGUCCGCUUAUUUUAGAAAGUCGAUAAUGGCGUGAGUUUGUAAAUUUGUGUUUAAGGGAUCUUUUAAUAUUUUUAUUUCAUCAAAAUUUUAGUCUGAUAAUGCAAUAUAAAUUGGUCAUUUGUUAAUAAAGAUGUUUGCUCAUUAUUAUUAUUAUUAUUAUUAUUAUUAUUAUUAUUACCUUACCUGUAAUGUUCCUGUAAAAGCAUUAUUUUUAUGGUGCACUGUUUUUGUACAUGUACAACUCUUUUAGAGCGGUUUUCACUUGACUGUCGAAAGUAAUUGGUUUUGGUUUUGGUUUUGGUUUUACUACGCCCUUUGGUUGGCUAGUGUAUUAACUUUGGUUUUGGUUUUACGACAGUCAAGUGAAAACCGCUCUAAUAUGACCAAUGUUGACUUCAGUUCUACCUUUCGUUUUGUAGGGAAAGGCAGUGUCCAAGAAGAAAAACACAACUGUGAGUCAUUAUAGAGGGCCCCGAGGGUCCUUUAAUCCCGUAAUCCUGACCUAAAUUUUCGCUCAAUUCCUUUAAACUGUUCAGUCCCCUUUGUUUUCAUAAGAUCGUCAGGAUCGAGCGAGUACCAUUACGGGCGGCCAUCUUGGUUUCUUACACCUUGUAUCUACCGAGAGGGCCAGAUUACAGAAAAACAGGGGACUGUGAACAGCCCACAAUCCCGUAAUCCGGAUGGCCGAUGAUCCGAAUCUCGCCCCAAGUUUGCUUUAAAAUCCCGAAUUCCGUCCUUCAAAUAAGGUAGACUGCGAACAGUCUCUCUUUUUCUUCAGAUGGUGAGCGGGACACGCCUUCAGUCACGCGCCGUGUCAUUUGCGUGUCUCACACGUUUUUGCUCGACCGACCAAGAAAAAAGAGAAACUGCUGGUAGUCUACUAAUAAGGCGAAUCCUAACUCUACAGCGGGUCAUCAUUACUUGUGGACGUAGUUUGAAUGGGCAAAGAACAGGGUUCGCACGCACCUUGAAAGUCCUUAAAAGUCCUUAAAAGUCGUUAAAUUUUAAAAUAAAAAUUCAAGGCCUUGAAAGUCCUUGAUAAUUGCAGUCGGUGCUGGAAAGUCCUUGAAUUUCAACGAUAACUUAAUAGUUUAAGUAGAACUCCAAAGAAAAGGAGUAAACACAGAAAGACCUUCGGGAUAAAAUUACUCAUUUUGUGGAAGAACUAAAAAAGACAUAGACUCAAGGCUCCUUUUUUGCACUGAAUGGCGUCCUUGAAAAAUGGGGAAUGUGUCCUUGAAAGUCCUUGAAAAGUUCUUGAAUUUUUUGUUCAAAAAAGGGUACGAACCCAGAAAGAAGAAGUUGCGGAUUCAAAAGUAUCCGGAUGCUUGUGGCCGGGGCCUGAUACUUAAUGACGGAAACGAAGUGGGAUUUCUGCUCAGUAUUGACUUGAGGCGACUGGUACUUAUUUUUCCCCUUCCUCCAAACCAAAAAUCUUUCUUAGCUAAUUUUUUUGCACGAAUUAAUACCAAGACGGAUUUUCCGUCUCUAGUAUGAACCUGGCCAAUGAGCAGCAAAAGGGAAAAUCGGUACAAAGAGAGAGCGUAUCUCGAAAUUUUGACCUCUGCGCAUGCCCAAACUUCGGGAGCUAAAACGGUGGAAACUCGAUAUAACGGAGCUAUAUACAACGAAGUCUUUGGUGUAACCAACGAUUUCCUUACCCCAGUAAUAGUGAAAUAUAUGGAAAAGAACCUCGUUAUAGCGAACAGGUUUUGCCGGUCGCUUGGCCCUUCAUUGCGUUGCCGGAUUUAGCAACAGAACGGAAACGUCAUUUGACGACGGGAAAGCGCGCGGAAAGGACUAAACUCGACUCCCAGUGCCUAAUUUGUCGCUCUGCCACUGGUCUAUGUUUCACAUCAUUUAACUUUUUUUACAUUCGUUCUUAUCCAGGUUGAAGCUUUUAACCUCACUAAAGGGGACCAGCAAGGUCACAAUUUCAAAAGGCCGUACGCUUACAUCAGCGAAGAUGAAGGUGAUGCUGUUUCUGGUAGUGAGGAUGACUUCGAGAUUGACAGCACAGCGUUAAAAGGAAUAUUGAACAACACAGGAAUUAAGGUACAGGACUGGUGUAGACAAAUCGUGCACCAUGGUUAAAGUUCUGUUUUGAGACGUUCAAUUUGAACCUCUCCACAACGGCCACCGUGGGACAGAAGAAAGUGGCCGUCUGAGGAGUAGACGGUUUGCAGUCCACCUUUUCCCUUAAAAUCCGUCUUUAACUAUUUUGAAGAGUGUUCUCGAGAAGUUUUUUGUGUCGGGACAGUUGGCCUAGCCUUAAACGAUCGUUGCGUUUUCAAAUUUAUCUGGCAUAGAGUGAACAGGCCCUAAUUACGCACUGAUGCGCAGGUAAAUUCAAAGUAGACAGACUGCAAAUUAUAGUAGUUGCUAAAAAAUAUAUCUACGUGUCCCAACUGUUCAUAAGUAGGAUGCCUAAUAGUUUAAAUGGUACAAAAUAACAGUCCUCUAAAGAGUAAAAUUACGUGGUGUGAGAUGGGGUAACAAACAUAACGGACCUAAAAAUGACUGGUUUUCCACACGCGUUUGAGGGAUAUGAGAUCAUAAAUGUCAGCAAGGCGUGUUUUCCAUCUCAUAUUAAGCACGCCUUCUUGAAAUGUUACGAUAUGCAUAUUGCGCAUGCGGGUCAGUGUUCUGAUCGAGGUUUCUAACCACUUUUUUUUAUAUCAUAGCCUGUGUACGGACGUCCCCUCCCCCCCCGCCCCCCCUCCUCCUCAGAAAAAAAUCGCGGACAGAGAUUAUUUUUGAGGAGAGGGGGAGGGGGCGUCUGUACACGGACUACAUUUACCACUAUGCAACUAUGCAACUAUGCAAACUAUAUUUUCUUUUUAAGGAUGAAGAUCUUAAAAUUAAUGGAAGAGCAACAAUUGCUGCUUUACCUUCAAGGUAAUAUCUUUUUGACUAACGCUAAUUUUUACACCAUACCGCAUAGUUUUUGCGCCGGCACGAAAACCAUCCCGGAUAGGGAUUCUGUUUGCUCAUAAGGACGGUGAUUUCGGUGCAAUUUCUGGGACGGAGCGAAACAGCGCCGCGCCUAUCUCGAAAGUGAAGCGUCACAUAUCGGAUAGGUUCUGUGUCACUUUUUAGUGCAGUGUGAACAGGUAUUCGGAGCGUAGCGGAGGUGAAUAUUAAGUAGAUGCGUGAAUGGAAACUCACUGGCACGAAAGUAGAUGCCCAAGAGUGAGGACUGAGAUUUAGCGCACCAAAUCCUCUCAGUCUUUCCCUCUGCGCGAUGUGCGAUGUGUGUGAAUGACUUGCUCCAGUCCUGGGUCCUCGCAGUUCAUAUCAUGUACCAGAUAGCUUUUUGUGUCUACAUUACACGAAAAGCUAUUCGGUGUAGUUUAGAUAGCCUGAAAUAAGUGACUAUCUAGUGAAGCUGAGGUACUUGAAUCACUAGCAGCUGUUGGAUAAUGGGGGCUGUUGGUGUAGCGGCCUAUAAGGAAUGUAGCCAGAAAUCCUGUACACUAUUUGUGGGUUGCCCCGCAUUCUUUCAUACAUACAUACGUAGCCCCCUGAUCCAACCUUCUCCCUUUAAUACUUUCUGUCUUCCUCCCUGCCUUAACUUUGCAUAAACUAUUGUUUUCAACUUCUCUGGGAAGAUGAAGUCCUCCCUGGAACAUUUAUAAAAAAUAGUUAUGCAAAAUUUGCUAGGAGCAAACCGAGUUUGUGGGUAUGUAUUUUGGCAACUCGCGAUCAGGCGGUCCUUCUGUGAUCGCAGGUUAAUAUCAUGGGGGAUUAGAGUGAAUGGCGAGUCAUUCAUUCAAUGAUAACCAUUAUUCCAGUGAGAACAGUCUAGGUGGCGCAUGCGCAUUGCAAGCAAGUUCUUAGCCCUGAGGAAGGUUGAAGAGAGAAAAGAGCAUUAUCUUCCCCAUCCCACCCCACAACUUCAUACAACUUGCUCCCAAACUUUACUUGAUUGUCUGCUCUUGUAAAGAGGCGCUUCUUCCUUCCCCAAUAUAUCUAAAUCUCUGUUAUAGUACCUUUUAACCUAAAAUACAAUCGAAAGGGGGCCUUUUUGGAAAUACGUUUCAGUGUACAGGCGAGGCGAUUUUUCAAAACUGCGCUUUUUUGGGCAUUAAUUUGGCGUAAAGCCACAUUUUAAUUACAAACGCUUCUACCGCUGACAUCCCCGUGACUGUCGGUUUAUUUUCCUGCGCUGGAAACAUUCGGUGACACACGCAGGUACACAUAUGUUUUUCUUUUCUUUUUUUCCAUACAGUGAGUCAGGCAUAUCUGGCCAAACAGCUGGGAUUCGAACGUCAAUUUACUACACCAGACCCACGAUUCAGCGUGAUGUGACGGCAUCAGGUAUCGCUCCCAGGACCUGUGACACGUCAACUAAGGCUCGGCCUCCUCUAACACCCCUACAGCCUUCCAAUGUUGACAUCACUUCUGCUAUUUCCCAGCCUGGUUCAUGUAUCAAGAAAAAGGUAGCCUGGGCAGAUCAAGGUAAACAGAGUUUAUUCGACUACACAAACUACGCCAAACUACAGCAAUUACACUAACUACAUCAACUACACUAUCUACAUCGACUACUCUAACUACAUCAACUACUCUAACUACAUCAACUACUCUAACUAUAUCAACUACUCAACUACAUCAGCUUCUCUAACUACAUCAACUACUCCAACUAGAAUGUUAAGUGGGCAUGAAAUGUCUCUAUAUUCGUGACGGUUAUCAUGAAUUCAUUACCGUUUUUAUUGGAUUGUUCAUCAGGUCCUUUAUCUUUUAACGCUCGCCUCUCAUGGCCAUUGAAUAGUCUCUUAAGCUGUGGUAAAACCGAACGGGUAACAACGACGUGCAACUUGUUCUGCAACAUUGCUGCAAAACAAUUUGAAAAGCAAUUUUGUGCGUUUCACCACCCACGUUCAAAAUUGUCUUGCAACAAAUGAGGUUGUUGUAAGUUGCGCGAAUACUGACUUCUGAUUAGUUAAAUUACGUGAGAGUCAUGUCAUACACAUAAUUUACGUCUCUUGUUCCAAAAGGUAGAACUUCUUUCUACUCUCUGCAACACCUUUUCUCAGCGGGAUUUGUUGCAGGACAGCUUUGAUUCGUGGGCUGUAAAACGCGCAAAAUCGCUAUUCAACUCGAUUUGCAGCAAUGUCGCAAAACAAGGUGCACGUUUUUCGUUGCCCGUUCUACCGUACCUUUAGAUCCGCAAAACAAAGAGUGAAGGUUAAUCACACGCAACGCUUACACUGGAGGAGAUUUUCAUGAAUCUGUAACAUUUUGGUACUGGAUUUGUCUGCCGGUUUAGCUGUGUCUCCGGAGAUUUUAAGUCCGGAAUCUAAGACUACGUUUACAGCAGAAGAGAUUUUUCCCAGUUCAUAAAUUAUUCUAACAUAUUCGAAUUUGCGGGCGUUUACACACAUCAAUGGAUCAAAAAACAUCUAUUCCGAUAAAUGUGCUGUAGUGUAAACGUACCCUAGCUUAGUGCUGUUAUUCUCUGGUCCAUCCGUGUUAACUUUCUCAAAGCGCCGUUUUUAUACUUUUGUUUUCAGCCCGUGAGAAAGAUCCGUUCGACUUCAAGCCUGACGCCAGUUCAUUGCAGAGCAUUUUAAAUAACACUGGAAUUAAUGAUAACCUUACGCGACUUCAAAAUACCGGUCGAGUUACCCUUGCAGGUGGACGACUUACACCAUACCUUAGAAGUCGUCAAGCAUUUAGGGAGGUAUGUUUGAAAAUACGGUGAAAUCCAUCCCUAGACAUCGGGGUAGGGAGGGGGAAGGUAGAGUUAUGCAAAGCGAAUGCAUAAAAACUUCCUUUACAAAUGAAAAGCUGCCAUUAUUUGUUAACCUGCUUAACACAAGGAAAUUAUUGAAAUCACGGAUAAGGUCUCAGUGGAGGUCGUCCACUGGUGUGUACACAAAGAACCUGCUGGGGUUUUGUCGAACUUUAACGAUUUGUUUUGUAUGUUAUAGAAAUUUUGAAAAAAAAUGGGGGCUCUCCAUACUCGUUUGAGCAGCAGCAGCAGCAACUGCUAUGUAUGCAACACUGACAUGAUUAUAUUUCUGUCUGAUUUUAGAAAAAAGGUACCUUUCUCAGAAUCUCAACCAUUGGCAAGCGUAGCUUUCUAACUUUAAUACCGCCACUGAAAUCAUUGCAUGCUUUUGGUUUGUUUUUUUCCUCCCAUAUUAGCUGUUAGGACAAGGGGCUCGGAAGAGGGUGGGGGAGGGGGGGAGAUAGGUCGGGGGAAGGUGCAUGGCUCGCUGGCCAAUCUCUACCAUACUUGUAAAAAGCUUGGCCACACUAUUAAGCUUUUUUGGGUAAUUUAGAGUUUAAGUCAAUAUGGAGACCACAGAAAAGACAUGCAUUUUUAACAGACUCUCUUGAGUUGUAUGGUACCUUUUUCCAAAAUCAGACAGAUUUAGGAGUGCAUGUUUUAAACACGUUCCCUACGAUUUUUUUUCUUUUUCUACACUGGAUGUUUUUUAGACAAACAAAGUUUCUGCUUAAGAAAAAAAAACGAGUGAUAAAUGACCAUACUCGUUGCAGAGAAAAUGAAGAUUUACCCCUUUGGAGAGCUCCGGCCUUACGACAAAAGCCGCCAUAUGUUGAUCUGCACGCGCUUAAAUCUUGUUAAAGGAUGCCUUAAUUAGGUGUAUGUUUUACUCUGCAUGCUACCAGGAACCCACCAUCAAAAGGAGCUCUAUUUAUUACACGGGGCCGAAACGCACCCGGCCAAGCCCUAGGGGAUCCAUGAUAAGAACAAGGCUAGCAACUGAGGCCGCUGGUAAAUAUAAUCCAUUAACAACAGUUGUUGGAAAACAAGGCCAGCUGCAGGAACAAGGUAGUUGUCAGUUUUCUUUUUCUUAAAUUCAAUACAGAAACUUGUUUUGGCAGACAUUUACUCCGCCACCAGAGUUCCGCAGUUAUAGCUUCGACCAUGCACUACCGAUGAGGGGCUGAGGGUACGAACCAUCUCAAUGAGUAAAAUCGACGGCACAAAGAAAGAAAAAGCUGUCGGUCUCCCUUUAUUCCUUUUCUCGCUUUGUUUGCUUUGCAUUCAAUUUCCUCACCAUCUAAACGCCUGGAACUGGUUAUUUGUGUUAUGGCAACGCAUGGCUUACUGUACGUUUUACAACAUCAAAACAGGCAAUAACGAACUUUUGCUUUAGGCUGUAGCGCUUUCUAUUUUUUCUUGAUGUAGAGAAAGACCUCCACUUGUGCGUUGGUGGAACAAAUUGUGAAGUGACUUGUCUAGCUACAUGAUCAACAAAUUGUGUUUCCGUCAACUCUUUCCUGACGGUCACCUAGAUGUGGUUCCUGCCUUUUUUACUGCCUCUAUUUGACUCUCGGACAUCACUCUUCAGUUAGAUGGACGGACACUUAGUAACGUUAUUAAAAGCAGUGGUGGAUCCACCCCCUAUUUUUAGUCGAAACUGAUGCCCGAAGGGCCGAAAAAAGUUUUUUGGAGACCCAACCCCCCCCCCCCUCCCCCCUACCCUCACCCCCUUAUCUCAAGGUCUGCAGACUACAAUUUCCAGGGAAGAGACAGACAGAUGUAUGGAAAAUCUAAAGUAAGCGACCGGAGAAAUUCGGCACAGGUGUACCCCCAAGAUUUGUAACCACAAUCCUUUGCUGUGAAGCUUAAGUUUGCGAUUGUUUGUUUGUUUGUUUGUUUGUUUGUUUUUUUCAGAACAGCCGUUUUACGAAAAUUAAUCGACACUAGAUUCCCAUACAAACACUUUUGAUAAUUUUUCAUGCGGUUGCCUACCUGUCAAGAUAACUUCCACAACCAUGAUAAGGUCUAUUAAGGAUAACUGUAAGUGUAUUUAUUUUUACUUAGAUGAACUCGAUCCUACUGCCAGCUUAGCUGCCACGCAGUUGUCAACGAAAACUCGUGUACCCGACUCCCAACCGUUUAAAAGCUUUCCACUCUCAACGCCCUCGCGGAUACUGGUUUCUAGGGCCCAGCCCUCCUCUGCGAAAGACCAGCCAACCUGGGCAGACAUUCUAACACCACAACGAGUUUCUCAAACGCAAGCAACUCGUUCUCAGGCUUCCUUCGAUCCGUUGCGCACCCCUAGAAAACAGGAGGCGUUGGACGAAGAACUGUGUACGCCACAGAGAGUUACAUCCGUCAAUAAAAACUACAGCUUGCCGCAAGAACCAAUAAUAGCCGUAAACUCCUCCGUGGCUUUAGGGAGAAAGCCUUUGGUGGACUCAACCACCCCAAAUUCAACACUGCUCACAAGGCAAGCUUCAAUCCCUCAGCCUGUGGAUUUGCAGUCGCACCAUACAUCCAUGGCCACGCAAGCCUGGCGUCCUCAGCCUAGUUCCACAAUAGAUCUGAACUCACAAUACUCCCACACGCGAACGCUAAGUUUUCCUUCCUCUGUAGCGACGCUGUCUACAGCAUCUAGGCCAGUUCCCUGUGUUUCCUCGCGUCAACUUCAACCAGAGAUUUGUACUCCUCUGAGCCAGACCGGUGGCUCGAAACUGCAACUUUCCACGCUUCAAAUCUCGAGCUAUCAACCUUCGCUUAAAGCUGAAGCUUCUGCUUCUCUAACGGAGGUCAGGCUACCACAGCGGACACCGAUCUCCAUGGAACACCAGGUAACUGAUGAAACAAAAGUAUGCACCACUGGGUUGUAUCUGGGUAGCAUAUCAGGGUAUAGAUUUUCUUAUUCAAGCUAUCAUUGGUUGGAUUGAUUUCAUCCAAAACAUUUUUUCUCGUUAAAACGCCAUAGCAAGGCGUUCAGUCACAGUGCAUUAUAAUUUAUAACUUCUUAAUCUUGAAGACCUUUGCUGACAACGCUCGCACUCUCCACACACACCUAUAAGUAGGUUUGAAAUUUCCCGCGGAUUGAGAGUCAACCUCAAGACUUUCAAAUAUAUCGGCUAGCUUGGGUAUCGUCGGCUGGUUUGAUCGUAAUACUGUAGAAUCCCGGUUUAGAGAGGUUUUCCUGGGCUUGAGUCUCCCUUUGACUAGAAGAGUUGUUUGUCGUACGUCUCGAGUUCAACUACUCACCUAUACUCAUUCCCCAGCGCCACAAAGGCACAGAGGAAGUCCGCAGGGGACGAUGGCAAGGGGCCUUUCCUUCUUUCCAUCGUCCCCUGCGGAAAAAGACCCCAUGCUAGUAAAAAGACAGUGGUUUGUUCCCUUCCAGGUUGGGUUUUUGUGGGUGUACCUCGAUGUAAGAACCUGUGCACAUUUUCUUUUUUUUUCGCACCUUUUGUUUUCUUAUGUUCUAUUGCGUUUAAUACUUUGCCGGUUUCCUUUGUUGUAAGUCACUUGUGGGUUACAGGCUGGAUGAGCCGUUUUUGUUCUUCGAUGACCCAUUUCAAUUAGUUGUUUCAAAUUAUUUGAUUGGAGUGGAUGUAAAGUAGUCAGAGCAGCUGAGAGUACUUCCACUACAAACAAACGGUUUUUAUGCCCUGGGCUAGGCAAAAUGCAUUUCGACCAAAGAAAGUUAAUUUCUCUCAAAUGAAGUUUAAUUACUCCCUAUAAAGUAGUUCUUUGUCUUUUAUGGUCGUUCCCCUUAUUUAUUUCGUUCAAAUCUGUUGUAAUAAGGUUCCGUUAGAUUCAGAAAGUCCUGGCAUGGUCACCAAUUUGAAACGGUAGUUUCUCUCCUUUCCUUUUUUGUCACAGGAAGACGAUGUUAUCAGGCAGCUUGAGCGCCAAGCAAUGGAGGACCUUGGACUUCUUCAAAUUUCUGAUCGUAAGAUUCAUGAAGAUUCCAAGUCCGUUGACGAUGACAAAGGCGAAGUAUUUUGUUCGAAUGUCUCGAAAGCUCUAGAUAAUCGUGAUUCUGUUGUAAAGAAGCCUCAGGCUUGUUCUCGACCUCCACCUACCUUCAAUUCCAAACAGCCCGCUUGGGAAGAACACCUUUGUUCAGGUGAUAUCACCUCAACUUAUCUGCAGAAUGACUCCAGUUUCUGUCCACCUGUUCGGCUAGCCUACCCUACUCCAGUAAAAGGAACUUCAACCGUCAGCGCUGUUUCUAAUACGCUACGCAGUUGCGAUUCCCUGCCUAAAGGAAGUCAGUCGAGUCUCAACAAUGGCUCCAGUUUCUGUCCACCAGUUAAGUUGGCCUACCCUACUCCAGUAAAAGGAACUUCCUCUGUCAUCGCUAUACCUAAUACUCUACGCAGUGACGGUUCCCUGUCUAAAGGAAAUCAGCAGGUCAAUUCAAGAGCUAUGCAUUCAAACAACUUAUCUCUCAGGUCGGCGUUAUCGUCCUCAAAUCCACGAAGCUUGCCUUCGCGAAACGCCACCCAAGUUCGCGGUGUCGGCGAAGUUUGUUCUCGGUUGCGCUGGGAUGAGGUUACUGCUGUUGAUGAUUUAACGAGUGCAUUCCGACCAGCGACAUCCUCUUACCGGACAACAGCGAAGGUCAAAGCCCAAGAAAAGCUACUCGACAUGGAGGUCGCCUCCUACAUGGCGGUCAGUCAAAGCUAUUUGGUCAAAUCACUGGAACACACAGUAAGGCCGAUGAAUCCUUUAGCCCGACAGUUUCUUGAGGGAGAUUCAAUGGUAGGUUAUGGUAUAUAGCUGUAGAGAAAGUGGGGAAUAUUUAAACAAUUAUUAAAUGAGGCGGAGUAUGCAUGAUACGGAGAAUUAUGCAGAUCAAGAAGGAUGGAUAACAGCCUCGGUGCCUAACACCCUCCGAGAUCAGCAUAAUUCUUCACAUCAUACGAAAGCUGAAUUCAAUAAUUGUUUUGUUAUUCAUGCGAAAUAUUUUUAAAUUCUUAGAAAGCCACGGUUUUAGAUACUCCCCGUAAAGUAGGUAACAUACAUCGAGCAAUGUGUUUCGCUUAUUUUUUCAUUUCUUCCACUCAGUUUUAGCCAGAAAUUCAGCUGUUUCGUUUUCUGAUAGCCGUGAACGCCAUUUGUUGACUUCACUAUUGCCCAAGCACCCUCUUUUCCAAGCAAAUAUGCCAUUGAUUAACCUCGUUUCCAAAAGUACCGUAUGCGAAGCAGCGCCAAGAUCCUUGUUCUGGAUCUACAACGGACUUGACGAAUUACCGAAAAUGCUUUUCGAAUUUCCUUUCAUCCUGAUCGGCAAAUCGACAAUGGCUCUUUUAACAGGUCAAUCAUAGUGCGUACUCAAAUCCUGGUACACAGGUGGGGGCCCAGGACAAAGAUUUCGGCGCUGUUUCUCAGACGGACUUGGCCAGACUUAAGUUUUGUCUGUGGCACAGGCAAGGAGUAAAGGUGUUCGUAAACGUUUAUACAUUUAGUAUAGAAAAUUCCAAAACUCAGAGCAAAUACCCACACAGACCAAUAUUCACCUUUUGCCUCGAACCACCGCCUUGAACUCGAACGUUCUGUGGACCUACCAGCAAUUUACAAUAGAGUAAUCCUCUCUUGGGGAUUCAUAACUUUUCUGCUACGCAACCUGUCAGUUCACAACGCUGGUGAAGUCCGAGUGAUUUGGACGAAAUAUUUGCUCUGAGUUUUGGGUUUUCUAUACUAAGCACCUUUUUGGUAAGUUUUAUACAAUCAGUUGAACCUCCUGUGAGCGAGAGGUGUGUCUCCGUGGGGACAGUAGUCGCUUUUGGGAGGUUAAAAUGCAGUGUUUGUUUGUCGCUUGGAGGAAGUUAUGCAUUUCAGUAGGACAAAAUAAUGGUGGUGGUGGUGGUGAUGGUGAUGGUGAUGAUGAUGAUGUAACUUUGUUUCUUUGCUUUCUUCUUCUUUUCUUUUUCUCCUUUUUUUUUUUUUUUUCAGCACUUUCAUCCGAUAAAUUCGCGAUAAAUUGGCCAGGGAGCAAGACCUUUCUAUUAAUCAAAGCUGAAGCAAUGUGAGCAACAAGAAGAGAGUCAGUGGCAGUGAUAAUUCUUUCAAAUUGAUCGUGAAAUCGACCAUGCAUUUAUGGAGCUACGACUGUAGAUGAACUUGUAGAAAAAAGAGAUAAAGACAUGAAUAAUCUUGGUGUCACAAACCAUAAUCAACGGCCUUGUUCUUUUUUCUGUAUCAACACUUAAUCAUACUUUAAAACGUCGGCCUGGCGUUUUCAACGUUUUAGUUCACUUGGUUCCGACCAUCCCUCAGCUAGAAACUCUUUCAAUCAGUGCUAGUAUAGUGUAAAACUAUCCCCCGAUGCGUAGCGGUGUGCCGGAAUAAACGUGGAUAUAUACUGGAACGCAAAGCGUCGAAGUUAGCAUCUAGCGCUGUGCACCGACCCUGAGGGGGAGGGGAUAGUUUUCGUAUUUACCAAAUCAGUUGGAUAAGCAUGAAAAGUAAAUUUUUGUGUAAAAAAAAAAUACGUGACUUAGUAAUAAUUAGGGCUUCGUUUACUUUUUUAUUGACUAUGUUUCGGGGAUUUUUCAAGCUCAUUUUCAAGCUUUUGUUACAAAUUCAGCAAGAAAAUGGUUUUUACCUACCAGUAAACACUGACAAGCCAAUCUUCUUGGCUUUCUUGUAUUUGUUGGUACAUGUACAUUCUGUUUCAUUUGUCGAUUACCGGAUAUGUCUUUUUCUGAAACUGUUGCGAAAUGGGACGUCAAAGCGGUGAAUAGCCAAGCAUAUUUCGAGAUAAAUCGGGAGAAAAACGCUAUCCUCCAAUUUGGUAAAUACAGAUAAUUUUUAUUAGUAGUGCGCUUUGAUUGGUCAGUUUAGCGAGCCGUGUAGACCUUUCCUGCAUUCCGUUCCAGUGAGCAAACACAAAGAAAUGAGGUCGAGGCUCCUCGGGUGGACAAUUUCAUACAAAUCACAUGCAUUUUGUCCACUCAAGCCUCGAGUUGGUGCCUUAGGUAUGUUGGAACGGUCUAUUUCACUGUACUGCCCGCUAAAUUCAAUACCGUAAAUCCUCUAUUAAGCCCCCAUGGAGGCUUAUUUAUUUCAAGCCUAUUUAAGGGGCGGGGGGCUCUUGUCUAAUUUAGAAAAUACCAUGGUAUCAGUUCUCCCUAAAGAACUAGAAUACAAAGUCGAAAAGCUCAAGCACAAGAAGGUUGGAGGUACUUCCAGUUGGUAAAUAAACCAUCCCGGAUCAGUCCACACGGCGUUUUACAGUUGUGAUUGAUUAACACAGUCCAUCAGUGAAGAAUAAGUAGGAGAGGGGAGGGAGGGGGGCUUCUUAACUUUUUUCCCUUGAAAAAGGGGGGGUUUAAUAGUGGAUUUACGGUAUUUUGUUUUGGUUGCAAUUCGUGACGGAAAAACGCUGUUAAACUAAUCGCUUCAUGUAGUUCGAGCUUUGGCCAUAUAUUCUGGCAGAUAUAACUCAGUUCAUAACUUGCAGUACUUACUUCAAAGGCUCUUAUCAAGACCUUUUCCAUACUGCAAGUUAAAAGGAACUGCCCCUUUCAGCUGUGUAUAAGAAACGGGUUAGCACAUUCCCAUAGUGGUGUUCAGGAUAAGUAUAAUUGACUGCUCAAAGAAAACUCUUUGCUUGAUAUUUUGUACUGACUUAAUUAGCUUGCGUGUAUAUAGGUAACUCGGCCGUGUAUGAAAUAUGUAUUUUAGUAAAGUAUCAAUUGUGCAAGGCUAAUAAAGCAAAUUCAAGAAC